AGCUCUCAAGCUGGAAAUAUGGCGGCGUCCGCAAGCGGCUUGGGUGGUGCGGGCCCGGGGCCUGAAGCUGGGGACUUCCUGGCCAGGUAUCGUCAGGUGUCGAACAAGCUGAAGAAGCGGUUUCUGCGGAAGCCGAACGUGGCAGAGGCCGGCGAGCAGUUCGGACAACUGGGCCGCGAGCUGCGCGCUCAGGAGUGCCUGCCUUACGCGGCCUGGUGCCAGCUGGCGGUUGCGCGCUGCCAUCAGGCGCUCUUUCACGGGCCAGGGGAAGCUCUGGCCCUCACCGAGGCCGCCCGCCUCUUCCUGCGGCAGGAGCGCGACGCGCGCCAGCGCCUUGUCUGCCCAGCUGCCUACGGGGAGCCGCUGCAGGCAGCUGCCAGCGCCCUGGGUGCUGCUGUGCGCCUGCACCUUGAGUUGGGCCAGCCGGCUGCCGCUGCCGCCCUCUGCCUGGAGCUGGCCGCCGCCCUGCGCGACCUGGGUCAGCCGGCUGCCGCCGCCGUCCACUUCCAGCGCGCCGCCCAGCUGCAGCUGCCCCAGCUACCCCUGGCCGCGCUUCAGGCGCUCGGCGACGCCGCCUCCUGUCAGCUGUUGGCGCGCGACUACAAUGGUGCCUUGGCGCUCUUCACUCGCAUGCAGCGCCUGGCGCGGGAGCACGGCAGCCACCCGGUGCAGCCGCUGCCGCCGCUCCCGCUGCAACCACAGUCGCAGGUACAGCCGCAACCGUUAGGCCUCCAACAUGGACUCGGCGCAUCCCCCGCUCUGCAGGCCGCGCUGCUCCCUCCGAAUGCGGGCUCUGCGGCCGUGCCCUCUCCCGCAGUACUGGGCGCCUUCUCAGACAUCCUGGUCCGCUGCGAAGUAUCCCGCGUGUUGUUGCUGCUGCUCCUGCAACCACCGCCCGCCAAGCUCCUCCCGGAGCAUGCCCACACCUUGGAGAAGUACUCCUGGGAGGCUUUCGACAGCCACGGGCAGGAGACCAGUGGCCAGCUUCCCGAGGAGCUCUUCCUGCUGCUCCAGUCCUUGGUCAUGGCUACCCACGAGAAGGACACGGAAGCCAUCAAAUCGCUGCAGGUGGAAAUGUGGCCACUGUUGAGUGCCGAGCAGAACCACCUCCUGCACCUCGUUCUGCAAGAAACCAUCUCCCCCUCAGGACAGGGGAUCUGAUGACGCAUAUACCAAGUGACUUUUUGCUUGUUACCAGACCUCACGCAUCUACCUUUGCAUUUGGAGGAAAAUAAAAGACAUUGAUCACAGCAGUUCCACUUUGGUUUAGCUUAUUCCUCUUGCCACUAGAAAGACUUAUUUCCACAGUAGUGUGCGAAAAAACCCAAUAUGAUAGGAUCGGAAUAGAGCACAGGUCUCGCUUCCCAAAAACUGCAACAUAAAAAUGAGAUUCCUUUUAUCUAUCCAUUUCUUCUUCCACCCGUUUGCCCCGCCCCACUUCCCCACCCCCCAAUCUUCCUUUCAUUGUCAGGAUUUUAUUUUGCACAGUUGUCGAAAUAUUUAAGCUCUGUGGUGUUUUGUUUUAAAUUGUGACUAAUUUCUUGGUAUAGUUCUGUAUCUGGCUAUGUAAUCACCCCCAUUUCUUCUUUGUUUUACCUGCCCCAUACGUAUUUGUGGGAAUCAUUUGAUUCGUACAAUCAUAGCUAUAGGCCUAAAUUCAUGAUAAAGCCAUUACGAUAUUUAUUUGUGGUUUAGAUAUUCUCAAUCUAUAAAAUGGGUAUAGCAUCAUCUACCUGUCAAGAGGCAGAAAGCAGAAACAAUUCUUUUUUAGUUCUGAGAUGUAUGUAUUUAUUUGAAAUUGGCAGUGUACCUAGUGUGUGGGCUAUGCCAGACAAGAAUUCUACAGAGAUCAUUUGAUGUGGUCCUUCCUGAGAUAGUUGCAAUACAAAUGUACCCAGGUAAAGGUCAGGUUGGGUGGUGGAUUGAGGGGGUGGAGGUCCAACACAAAUGUGUGAGGUAUGCAUUGAAAUUCACAUUUACAGUUCUAUUCUGAGAGGCACCUCUAAUCCACAUGACCAUUUUUAUUUGUAAUAGGGAUCUUUCUGCAACUCUUAUUUAACUCAAAUAUGUAAAAUCAGCGUGGUUCUUUGGUGUUGUGUGAUCAUAUAUAUGCAAGCCAGUGUCAUUGUUCCCCAAAACUACAAUGGUGGUUCAUUUUAAAAGACUAAAUUGCCGAGGCUUUUUGAUCCAAAUGUCACAUGCAAACCCACUUAGCUGCUUUUUUAAAUUAAAUUUUAUUUUCUUUACAGUUUCAAGAGGGAUAAAAAGAACUCUUUAGAGUAUACUCUGGUUCUCAAUCAUUCAGCUUUGGGAAAAUGCAUCCUUUAGGCUGAAGUGUACAGUACUAAUCUUUUGGGAUGAGAUUUCGAACACAGUUUGGCAGUAGAUUUUUGUUUUGCAUUUUUUGUGGGGGCGUAUAUGUGGACAGUUGUCACUAUGAGUUAAGUGCCUCAAAAUGGGUGGGACUUUUGGGGUAUUUUCUACUUCUAUUUCAACAGUGUGAAAGCAAUAGGUAAGGAUCUAUAGGAUAUACUUAUUUAAGACAGAUUGAGCCACCACACCUAUGCUUGCACUUGGUUGCCAGAAGGGGCCUUUGGAGCCAAAAAGCCUAGCCCAAUUUACUUAAAAAGUGGUAAGGGUGCAUGCUCCUUUGUGCUUUUGCUUUUUCUGGUACACUCCUCUCACCCUGGGCUGCAGGCCUGGCCUGCUGCCUUACUAUCCUAUGACAGGAAUGCUAGGAAUUAUGUAAUGUGACUGGUGAUAGUAUUUGGAUUUGGGCUUAAGAAAAGUCCUCCUUAGGCCUCUGAUCUAAACUCCUUGCAUUGAGGAGAUGGGCAGAGGGAUUACCACAGAGGCAAGUAUUUGGUUAUACAAGUACAAUUUUAGGAAGCACUAAAGACUGUUUUCCAUUUGCCAUUGCCUCAUUUAUGUAUGUCCCUCAGACAUUUAAUAGUACAGAUAGCUGGGCCAAGGUCAUAUUUCAGUGAUUUUGACAGUUCUCUUGCUACAUAUCAUCUUAAUAUCAAAACACUGAUUUAUAACAUGACCAAAAAUAAAUAUUUUAAAAGACAUGGUCAGUCUUUUUAACUUGAAAACCAGAGGAAAAGAUCUGCAUUAUUGAAAUGUUCAUUGACAAUUCAAAGUUAACAUUUAACAUUUAUAAACUUGAGACCUGGCUUGUGUGGCUCAGUGGAUUGAGUGCCAGCCUGUGAACCAAAGGGUCUCCUUUGGUUCAAUUCCCAGUCAGAGCACAUGCCUAGGUUGUGGUCCAGGUCCCCAGUAGGGGACACGCGAAAGGCAACCACACACAUUGAUGUUUCUCUCUG
Molecule: messenger RNA, 3326 nt
Organism: Pteronotus mesoamericanus
Lineage: Eukaryota; Metazoa; Chordata; Mammalia; Chiroptera; Mormoopidae
Gene: F8A1
Product: coagulation factor VIII associated 1
Exons: 1
Coding region: 19-1161 (380 amino acids)
Biological process (GO): vesicle cytoskeletal trafficking
Cellular component (GO): early endosome
Molecular function (GO): protein binding
Source: RefSeq, a predicted model, not a curated record